Athene cunicularia (burrowing owl) is the source of this 4010-nucleotide messenger RNA. RefSeq names its product sarcospan (gene SSPN). The record is from RefSeq and is a predicted model, not a curated record. The coding region runs from base 132 to 893 and encodes 253 amino acids. NCBI's taxonomy places the organism in Eukaryota, Metazoa, Chordata, Aves, Strigiformes, Strigidae. Gene Ontology annotation, cellular component: sarcolemma; dystrophin-associated glycoprotein complex. The transcript is spliced from 3 exons.
UCAAAUACCAGGAACAACUCAGCCAGCACAAAGAGAAGCUUUGGGGGCAAAAAACCCCACACCCCCACCAGCGUGCACACACACACACACACACACACACACACACACACGGAAACCUAAAGUUCAUCAGGAUGGGAAAGGAGAAUGAGAAGAAAUGCCAGCACAGCACGCCCCUGAAUAACCAGACCCAGACAGGGAAGACACCCAAAGAGAAGAAAAGCACUGACUCGAGCAACAUGGAGUCCGCAAUGAAGAAGAAGCAGAAGAAAACCAAGGGGGAUCCCAAAACUGGACAGGAGGAGGAAUCCCACACUUGUGGCUGCCGUUUCCCACUGCUGUUUGCUUUGUUGCAGCUGGCAUUAGGCAUCUCUGUAACAGUGCUGGGCUUCCUUAUGGCAGGCAUCAGUUCUUCUCUGCUAGUCAGAGACACUCCAUAUUGGUCUGGGAUAAUUGUCUGUGUGGUGUCCUUAGUGGCAUUUGUUAUGCUUUGUAUUUCUUACCAACCUGAUGAGAAGACGUGUGUGCAGUUCACAGUAAAGCUGAUGUAUUUUCUCCUGAGCGCCCUGGGUCUGGUUGCCUGUGUUUUGGCAGUGGCUUUUGCUGCACACCAUUAUUUGCAGAUGACAAAAUUUACCUGCAAUACCAUCCUUAAGUCCUGCCAGUGCCGACUGGACACAGCAGACCCCCUCAGCAGGACCUUCAUCUACGAGGACGCAGCUGACUGUGACAGCCUCACCAGCAUGCUCAACCUGUACUUACUCCUGCAGAUGGUUCUCAACCUGAUCGCAGCCCUGGUGUGUCUAUCAUCAUGCUUUGUGAUGUGGAAACACAGAUACCAGGUCUUCUAUGUGGGUGUUCGGUUCUACCCUUUAACUGCUACUGAAGGCCAGUGACAGAAAGUAUGGGGUCUGGGCUGGCAGAGGGUUGUUGUCAGGGAAUGGAAAAUAUCAGUGCUGCCACCAUAGACACCAUGGAUGGAUAGAUGUUUAUAAGGUUUUUGACAAGGGAAGACAUUCACACAGUUUUAAUGGAAUGUAUUUUUCAACCAUUUUAAAAGCAUUUCAUGUGGCUGCUCUUGAAAAAGGUCUCUUGUGAGAUUAUGUAGAGGUCACAGACUCCUAAAGAUGCAGCUGUACAAAUAUGCACCAAAGAUCUUUAAUAGCCAUAGACAAAAUGAGAACUUAAAAAAACAUUUGGGAACUCAUCUGCAGGGCUACAGCCAUUAAGAAAUAGGGUCUGUUUCCAUUGCUGAUAGAUAUCUGUUCUUGCCUUCAGAGAAGCUAUAUCAAUUUCUACCAGAUAAGGAUCUGGUCCAAACUGCUUAAUUAUAAUUAUUCUGAUCAUGCUUAGGGAAUAUAUUGUCUCUUGGAUGCUCUGGGUAUAAUCGCUGCUAAACUGAUGGGGAUUUACCAUACGGAAAAAUAAUACGUAAGGUCAAGACCUCUUCAAAUGCAGGUUGAGACCAACAGCAAAGUGAACAUAUUGAUGACUGUCAUAUAAAAUAUACAUAAGAUUUUUCAGAGAGACUAUUGAUAUAGGUUACCUAAUCCAGUUGUUCAUAAACAACAAUAUGAGUGGGUUGACUAAUGGUGAUUUGGUGGGCCCUGCUUGAGACCCCAGACAGAUUUCUGAAGUAUGAGUGCUCGGCACUUUGUGAGAAGAGAUGAAUUUAAGAAACCUUGAGUUGCACUUCUGAAGUGGAAGAUCCUAAAUCACUAGACACGUUGAAAAUUAUGUUGACAUUGCUGUAAUUGCAGACUCCCAAACUUGGCGUCUAGCCAGUUCCACCAAUUAUACUCUAAGCACAAAAGGCCAAAUGCAUUUUUGGUGUAACUCCUCUGAAGACAAUCAGUCUUAUACACCAGCAGUGGAGCUGAGCCAACAGCCCUGAAAGAUAUAUCCCUGCAACAGUGAAUGUUUUUAAAAUGGGGUGGAGAGAGGGAAACAAGAUGAGACUGCCAGUCUCUCAAAGACAUCGUUUAUAAUGAUGAGGGAAAAAGAAUAAUGAUUUCUUAACAAGCAGCACAGAAUAACAAACUGCUUUCAAACCAAGCUUUUUCACCCUGAAAGUGUAGCCCUAGAAGUGGUUUACAUCAUAUUAGCCUUAUACCGAGAGAAGUAUGUUGGGUUUGUCCCUUGAACUGUCAUUUCCACUUGCACAGCAUGGAAUUCUAAAUGCAGGAGCAAUUCUGAAUAGGCAGCAUUUUGCACUGCCUGCCAAUACAGAUGGGUGCAAGGGCAAGGCAGCUGGUGCUCACACCCUGCCAUGCCUACGGAUUUCCUGAUCCCAGACAGAGCGAGGGUGGCUCUAAGGUGGGGUGGAGCAAUCACAUGCCAGAAAAACUGUGGCAUAAUCAUUAGCAAGAAGGAAGAAAAUAAAAUCUCUUUAAGGCUUCAAGGAAGCAAAACCGUUCUGUUUCUGCAGCAAAAUUAGCCACCAGGAAGACAAAAAAACAGUCUGGCAAAAUGCUAGUUAUCUAAGUAGGUCUACUCCUACCCAAAAACUGUCUUCCAUGUGGUGAUCACACAUCAACCCAGGGCUCACCCUGGCAUACCUCUGGGGUCAGAAGAUGACAGCAUAUUUAAGUCUCCUGUGGUGCAUCUAAAGCACUGCUUGGUGUACGUGCUCAAGUUUUUGUCAUGGAAAGUUCUUCUAGAGUAGACGUAGUAUCACCAAGGUGCUAUCUGCAAAACUGCAAAGUAAGGAGCUUCAGAAAAUCAACAUUUUUGAGACCAGCUUCCAAAUGGCCUUUUUUAUGCACCUAAAAAUAACAGUCACUAGUAAUCAUGGCUGCAGGACUCAUUUGCAAGGGUGUCCAUUUGCUUGUUUGCUUGUUUACGUGUUGCCACACAUCCAAAGUCCUAAGCCUGGCUCCCAGGCGUGCUCAGAGCAAGCUGAGACAGUAGUGGAUUGUGUGGGCAGGUUGGCAAUGUAAGACCUGGCUGCCAGCAUCGGUGGGGCCGUCUGUGCAGUGGUGGGAACCAGCCCGUUUCCCCUGAAUCUGGCAGAGCAUGCUGCAAGCAGCGCCCCUGGACCUCUGCCAGGGCCAGCCUACUGUACGGGAUGGAUCCAUAGGGGUGCCUCUCACCUGCUGCUUGUACUCAGAUGUUGGUAUGUCCCCCAUCCGUCAUGUGACUCCAGCUGUGCUUCCUGUGGAAACAUAGGGUGGAGGAUACACCUUCCUCCCAUAUACACAACACUUGCUGUGCCUGCUCCUCCCUCCUGCCAAAAAUGUGGGCUCUCCUCUCCACAAAGAAGAUACCAAGAAGCAGGAAAGGGACUAAGAGGAGGAUGAAUAACAGCUGAGCUUUGGGGCUCCCUCCUGCUCUCACCACUAGGCGUUGCGCCCCAAUGGCUGGUGAAGCAAGAGGAAGGCUCCUCUGGUAGAGCAGGGCAUGCCUCCCACCCUACCCUUUCCAAAGUGCCCUUGUUGUUCAGAAGAUAACUUGAUCUGUGCUGCAUGCAGGCUGGCAGCAGCAAGCUGUUGUGGGAAACAGCUGGCUGGCCCUGGACAAGCGCCAUUUUCACCAGAGCCAGGCUUUUGUCUCCUUAAUCUUUUGACCACAGCCUCUACCACAUAUUUUCACUCCCUGUCUCCCAUCACCUCCCAACUGCUGGGCUCCUGGAGGCCAGCCCCUGUUAGAUUUGGUUGAGCUUGUGUUGCCUGGCCUCUGCCUACUCACCCCCGAGCUUAAAUUUGCUCUAGAGCACAAAAGACGCAAUGGUGAUGAUCACAGAGUCACUGCAAAUGCCUUCAGUGCGGCGAUGGGGAGAAGAGAGAUGUGGAUAAGAGAUCCUGCUCCACUUAGCAAGCUGUGCACCUCCAUAACAGCGCACUCUCUGCCUUGAGACACCGAGCCACCAUUGCUCAAGUUUGGUUCACUAAUCAGCACAUUGCAGCUUAACCCUUUGCUUGUGAAGAAAGCGAUAUUCAUUAUAUAUUCUGUUGGUGUUUUAAUGCUUAAUGAAUAACUAUGGGGCAUUUUGAUCUAGUAAAGCCCAACUUCUG